GUCUUAGGUGAGGACGCUUGAGUAGUCUGGAGGCAGCCAUGGCGGACGCACAGGAGGAGACGUGCCACCAGCCCCUCGCUCUUCAGGACGCCGCACCGGCUCCCACACAGGCUGUAGAAGAUGUCCAACCUCCUCCAGAUGGUGGAGAAAUUGCCGAGGCCAAUUAUGAGGCAUCUUUCAAGGUCGAGAGCAGUGGUACUACUGGCAGCAUAAGCAAGAAUCAAUGGCGUUGUCCUGAUCCAAGUUGCAGGAACUGCAAUGAUUAUAAUGAAACAAAGUGCAUUAAAUGUGGGUUUACUCAGCCCAGGUCCAGUGGACGAUAUAGAAGUCGAAGAGGAUUACAAUCCAAACCAGAAAAGAUACAAAUUUGGCCAACUUGUGUUGUAUCUGCAAAUCAGUUUUAUGGGCACACUUUGGAGGAAAAGAAACAGGCCGAACGCAUUGCACAUCUUCUCAACGAUGCAGUAGAAACAAGCUUCAAUAAAGUAGAACAAGUCAUUACUGGAAUGGUGUGCACUUACAAGACUGACAAAGGCUGGGUUCGUGUAAAUGUCAAAGGAUCUUGCAUUACGGAAUCUUGUCCUUACCGACAGAAGCUUGACAGUGAGGCUUGUAUCAGUGAUGCUGCUAGUUAUUGGCACAUUGUUUGGAUAGAUUAUGGUAAUUUGAGUUGUGUGCCAUCUGAUGACCUGGCCUUGGUGACAAAAGAUAUGGGAAACGUAUCACCAAAGGUCAAACAAUAUUACCUGAAAGGUGUUUAUUUGCCUAAGGAAUUUAUGAACACAGAGAUUCAGGGUCGCACGUGGCUGGAAUCCAUCAUCUCUAACCAGGUUUUGGAUGCAGAGUGUUAUGCAAGCUCUAAAUUUAGGACUUACGUUAAGAUUACAGUUGGAGACGUUGAUGUUAAUGAAGCUGCCGUAGGAAAAGGUUUUGUAAAGCCUUUGCCUGAUUAUGCCAAGUCACUUAAUAAGAAGAAAGAGUCAAAAAGGAAAGGCAGCCGUAAUACACAGCCAAGUGCUGCAGGUGCCAAUAUUUCUGAGCUGUUUAAGUCUGGUGAGGAAAAUGAAGAGGAAGCAACUUCACUUGUUCCACGCAAACCAGUAUCAUCGGAGCAGAGAGAUGCCCGUUUACUGGAGAUGGGUCAUGAGCUUAUGAAGGCUGUGGUGGCAACCGUGGAAUUUGAGCUACAGGGGGAUUCUACGAGACUUGUUGACAUGGAGCAACUGAUUGAGAAAGUGAAAGACAGAUGCUGUGGGAAGAAACUGAAUUUGAGUACAAAGAAUAUUGGAAAGAAGAGCAAAGAGGGUAUGAACUUUCUGGAAUUUAAUAGAGUAUUCGUGCUAACUAAGGAAGUUCUUAACGAGUUAAUCAUUGCAGUCACAAUAGAUUUGGCUUGCUAUCAUCGGGAAGGAAAAGCAUACGCACAUCUUCAUCCAGAAAACAUUCUAGUCACUGAGUUUGGCAGUGCCCUACGUGCUCCAGAAUGUGCUAAAAAAUGUUCCAUUACAGAAAAUUGGCCCUUUCAGUUUGCAGAGCCAUGUGAUACACAGCGUAUUAAGAUUUUGAAAGACUCUUAUAAUCUAGGAGUUCUGAUGGUAUGGGCAGUAUCUCAUGGUGAAGGCAAUUUUGAAGGGGGCAAGGAAGCUGCCAUUAAUCGGAUUCCACUCAUCAAGCAUCUUAUUGCUGAAGAGCCUCUUGAGCGACCCACUGUGAAAGAUCUCAUUGUGUUGCCAUGGCAUUCGCCCAAGGCUCCACAAGCUGAACAAUAGCAACCUCUUAAUGUUAAGGAUAAAAUAUUUU
Messenger RNA from Procambarus clarkii (red swamp crayfish), 1800 nucleotides. RefSeq lists its product as uncharacterized. Lineage: Eukaryota; Metazoa; Arthropoda; Malacostraca; Decapoda; Cambaridae. The record is from RefSeq and is a predicted model, not a curated record.